Misgurnus anguillicaudatus (oriental weatherfish) is the source of this 7511-nucleotide messenger RNA. RefSeq names its product protocadherin 7a (gene pcdh7a). NCBI's taxonomy places the organism in Eukaryota, Metazoa, Chordata, Actinopteri, Cypriniformes, Cobitidae. Gene Ontology annotation, cellular component: plasma membrane. Gene Ontology annotation, biological process: homophilic cell-cell adhesion. Gene Ontology annotation, molecular function: calcium ion binding. The record is from RefSeq and is a predicted model, not a curated record.
UUGGACCGAUAUUAUAGAUUUUUUAUCUCCGUCAAAAACAACUGCUUUGACAAUGAUCUGUUUUCUCCUGACAUGGUAUUUGUGCUGGCGUAUAUUCGCUCCUUAAGUAGCAUAUUUUGUUUUGUGGUCGUUUGCAAACACACCCCCUGUAUUUGCGCUUUUGCGGCGAUUUAAAGAAAAGCGCGAGCUCCUUCGAGACACGCGCGGUCCUCACGCGCUCCCGGUCUCCCGUUUCAUUUGAACGGUCGAGUUACGUAGUGAGGGAAAUGUUGCAGUGAACGAAGAGAGGGAGAGGUUGAGAGAGUAAGACACACACGGAGAGAGAGAGAGAGAAGGAGAGAGAGACUGCAGCAUCAUUUGAGGGACGUUCACAUGCAGUGCAGUAGAACGUGCAGGUGAGGGGAGGAGGAGGAGAAUGCGGGACUUUUUCCUCAAACACUUCACACACAACGGACUCUGGAGGAAUUACUAAAGGCUUUUGUCGGUACUUCGCCAUCCUGCUCCGCAUCUUUCUAUAAGUGGCUAAUUUUGGGAAGCCGGACUGAGGAGAUUUCUCUUUGUCAAGUUAACCGUAAAGGAAUCUAUAAGAGCUUGGCACGCGCGUGCGAGACUGCGGGGAAAGCUUUCCCCUCGCUGUGUUUUAAGGUAAGAGAACAUAAAAAAACAGGAAAAGACUUUAAAAGCAGUUUUGGCGUAUUCCCAGCCGCCAGCGCGAGCUUUGGGAUGCGAAUGGGAGAGCUGAAUUCACAGACAGAUCUCUUUUGUGUUGUACUGCAUUGCAGUUUAAAACAGUGAAAGCGCGAGAGGAGCCAGCGCUCCGCAGCAUCUCAAUGAGCCGGACAAAGUCAUUGAAACUGCUUAAAUUUAACUUCCGUUCGCUCCUAAAAGGCAUAAAGGAAUAUUUUUGGCCGUAAAAGUGACGUAAAGACUUGCUGAGCUCUUCAAAAAGUGGAUGUUUUUAUCGUGUUGGAAACGUGACUGGGGAAUUAAAGACUGUAGGAGAAAUUUUGAUUAGGAAUCAUCUACAGAAAUUAUUCGGUGUCGAGAUCGGCUUGAGCCCGUCUGCUCUGGACCGGAGGACGAGAGAGAGAAAAAGAAAGAGAGAGAGAGAGUCAUGGGGAAAAGGAGCGUUGGCGCAGUGCACUCCGCGCGCUGCUACCUCGUGCUCAUCCUGCAGCUGCUGACUCAGCUCCCGCGCGUCAAUUCGGCGCUGCGCUACCGCGUGGCGGAAGAGGGGCCGGCCGAUGUGCACAUAGGCAACGUGGCUGCGGACCUGGGGCUGUCCACCUCUGGGAUCGGGACAGGUGAUGUGACUUUUGCUUUGGAAUCUGGCUCUGAGUACUUCAAGAUUGACAAUGUAACUGGAGAGCUUACCACAGGCAGCAAGAGGAUCGACAGGGAGAAGCUGCCCCAGUGUCAAAUGAUAUUUGAUGAGAAUGAGUGCUUUUUGAACUUUGAAGUGUCUGUCAUAGGUCCUCUGCAGAGCUGGGUGGAUUUGUUUGAGGGACGUAUUGUGGUCACAGAUAUCAACGACAACACACCCUCUUUCCCGUCCCCCGUACUCACACUGUCUGUUGAGGAGAACCGUCCAAUUGGUACUCUAUAUCUCCUUCCAACGGCCACUGAUCGUGAUUUUGGUCGAAACGGCAUUGAUCGUUAUGAGCUCAUCCAAGAUAGCAGAGAUGGAGGGUCUGCUUUGCGCCGUCCCGCCAACGGACAGACAAAUGGGAAUGGUGGGGACCGAAGGAGAGGGCCGGACGCGGGGGCGGGGCCUGCCAGCAGGAGCAGCGUAUUUGAACUGCAGGUAGCAGACACACCUGAUGGACAGAAGCAGCCACAGCUGAUCGUCAAAGGGCCUUUGGACCGCGAGGCACGUGAUUCCUAUGAACUUGUGUUGCGUGUCCGCGAUGGCGGCAGUCCGUCUCGCUCAUCACAAGCUUUAUUACGUGUGUCAAUCACGGAUGUCAAUGACAACAGUCCUCGUUUUGAGAGAGCAGUUUAUGAAGCAGAAAUGGCUGAAAACGCCCCUCCUGGCACACCUGUCCUGCAGGUGCGUGCCACAGACCGUGAUGUCGGCGUAAAUGGUCAGGUUGAGUAUGUGUUUGGAGCUGCAACCGAAUCAGUGAGACGCCUCCUCAGGCUGGACGAAGCAUCAGGUUGGCUAAGCGUUCUGCAUCGGAUCGACCGCGAAGAAGUUUCUCAGCUGCGCUUCACCAUCACAGCCCGCGACCGGGGCCAGCCACCCCGCACUGACCGCACAACAGUCGUUCUCAAUGUAAGGGAUGAAAACGACAACGUACCCGUAGUGGAAAUUCGAAAAAUUGGACGGAUCCUUGUACGUGAUGGUGCCGCCAUGGUUCCAGAAAAUGUUUUGGUGGACACGCCAGUAGCAUUAGUGCAGGUGUCAGACCGUGACCAGGGGGAGAAUGGUGCGGUCACCUGCACUGUUGUUGGAGAUGUACCUUUUACCCUAAAACCAGCAGGUGAGACAGCUCUGGCACCUCUGCCAGCCACGGAUGACGCUUUUGAGCGAAACAAAAAGAAAUAUUUUCUGCACACCUCAGCACUUUUGGAUUACGAAGCUACACGUGAAUAUAGUGUCACUAUUGUGGCCGUGGACUCUGGUAGCCCAAGCCUCUCUAGCAAUAGCUCACUCCUGGUCCGUGUGGUGGACAUAAAUGACCAUGCUCCAACUUUUGCCCAAAACUUGGUGGAGGUCCAUUUUGCUGAGAAUAAUUCCCCAGGAGAGCGAGUAGUCACUGUAGUGGCAGCCGAUGCAGACAGUGGCAAAAAUGCAGAGAUUGCAUAUUCACUGGAUCCAUCUGUUAAUGGGGCUUUUUACAUUGAUGCCGAUAAUGGUGAUAUUCGUGCCACUGGACCACUAGACAGAGAGCAGAGGGAACGGUAUGAAUUUCGUGUAAUAGCUCGAGACAAAGGCACCCCCUCUCUGCAGGGCUCUGCUACUGUAGUGGUUCAGGUCACUGAUAGAAAUGACAAUGCUCCCAAAUUUGUCCAGGAAAUCUUUACGUUCUAUGUCAAAGAAAACCUACUCGCCAACAGCCCUGUUGGCAUGGUGACCGUUACAGAUGCAGAUGAUGGGCAAAAUGCAGAGUUGAGUCUUUUUGUUGAGAAUGAUGAAGAGGAGGGUGGAGAGGAAGCCAAAGAGGGAAAGCAAGAAGUUUUCUCCAUAGAAAAUAACACUGGCACCAUCUUCUCCUCUGCCUCCUUUGACCGUGAGCGGCGCAGUGCAUACUCAUUCCGAGUGCGUGCGGUUGAUGGUGGAGAAACGCCACGGUCUGCCACUGCGACUGUCUCUCUGUUUGUCACUGAUGAAAAUGACAAUGCACCAUCCGUCACAUCACCAGCUAAUGAAUCGUAUACCUUCCUGCCACCUGCUAGCGGGGCUCGGACUGUAGUCCAGACAGUCACGGCCUCUGACGGCGAUGCGGGGUCUAAUGCUGAUCUCCGCUAUGCCCUGGUAGGCGGAAACCCCUUUCAUCUGUUUGAGAUUGGCCUCAAUAGUGGGGUCAUAACCCUGGCGGAGCCCCUGGAGAGAAGACACAAAGGUCUGCACCGCCUGGUGGUCCGGGUCAACGACAGUGGUUUGCCUUCCCUUUGUGCCACAGCGUUGGUUCAUGUCUUCAUCAAUGAGACCCUAGCCAAUGCUACAUUAGUGGAUGCACAGGUGGCUCGCAGCCUUGCAAUCCCACUCUCUCUGGAUAUUGCAGGUGACCCAGACAGCGAGAGAGCACUGGGUAAACAGCGUUUGAGCGUUGCAAUUGGUGUCCUAGCCGGCGCUGCUGCCGUUAUUCUGGUCAUCCUCCUGGUGGUGACAGCCCGGCAAUGUGGGGCCCAGGGUAAGAACGGCUAUGAGGCUGGAAAGAAAGAACCCGAGGAGGACUUUUUCAGCCCGCAGCCUCCCCCUCUACAAGCUCAGGGCUCCCACAACGAACGUGGGCGCAAACCACGCAGAGACAAGCGCAGUAACGGCAGCGCCAAAUCUGAACGUUCCCUGUACAGUGGAAUUAUGACAGUGAAUGGCUGCAGACGUGGGGGAGGCGAUGAAGAAGAGGAGGAUGAAGAUACGAGCAAUGCCAGUGAGAGGAUCGCCGCCCGUUACUGUGCAGCAGCAGCCGGGGACCCCAGCAGCCCAAGACUGGGCACCAGGCGUCACCAAUCAAGCCCUGAUCUGGCCCGCCACUACAAGUCCAGUUCACCUUUGCCCGCAGUGCAUCUGCAGCCCAACUCACCACCCGUGGAAGGAAAGAAGCACCAGGCCGUUCAAGAACUGCCCCCCACCAACACCUUUACUGGUAACGGCACAGCUAAUGCAGACGCCAUGUCCCUCAGCUCAGACCAGUGCUCCGAUUACAGCUGCCAGACUGCCAAGUACAGUAAACAGCCCCUUAGACGGGUGACAUUCUCAGUGGUGAAUCAAGCUCCCGAUCAAGGUUGUUAUGACAGUGGGGUGGAGGACUCUGAGACCCCCAGCAGCAAGAGCUCAUCAGGUCCCAGGCUGGGAUCUUUACCUCUCCCUGAGGACGGAUAUGAGAGGACGACACCAGAAGGAAGCGUGGGCGAAGAGGAGCAUGUGGAGAAUGACCCCAGGCAACUCCCCGAUGUGGCCCUGACAGGAAAGUGCACACGAGAGUGUAAUGAGUUCGGUCACUCUGACACCUGCUGGAUGCCCGUGCAGGCGUCACCACGGAGACGCAUUGAACCGCCCCAGCUCUCUACCUUCACCUCACCCGGCGACAACAACAACAACACAGAGGACGACAGCGACCGCGGCGAAGACGGCGACGAAGGCACCGACAAAAGCAGCGGAGGAAGCGAGGAGGUCCGGGAUUCGCUGGCCAACGGAGAUCCGCUCGGAACCCUCGGCCGCCGGGACCGCAACAAGAACAUGGGCGACCACAACCGCAACCUCCUGAACCGAAAAAUGACCUCGGCCUCCUACGACACAUUCAGCAGCGCCGGCUUCGGUCGUCGUCAGGACGAAGAAGACUCGCACUCCCCCGAAGUCAUACCGCUUACGAGGACGGGGGGCGACUAUAAGACCGCCUCGUGCCUCGCUCUGUCUCGCAGGGAAGUGUACCUGUGAGCCGCAGCCGAGGUACAAAUCACCCGAGCAACUUCUUUAAUGCGUUGGAGCAAGAGGAUCAAUGAGACUAGCGCAUACCUGUUCAGAACAGGUCUCUUCUCCUUGCCAAAAAUUCAUCAUCUUACGUUCAUUUCCCUGGAUGCAAAAUAUAGAAAUCAAAGUGGAGAAAGCGAUUCAUCUUGUAUUCUUUCAUAAGCUUCGAUGGACUUUGAUGGCGUCGCACGCGGCGAACGCUUGCAUGUUCGGCCUCAUAAAAAAGUAGGCACUGUGGGGAUUGACAGAUUAUCAGCCUUCUAAAUUCAUAAUUCGGUCACAGACCAGACUAUAGACUGCGGUCUGCAAGGGGUGAGGAUGCAAUGUCAUAAGGGGACACUAAUUACUGACUUUUAUUAUGUAGCAUCAGAAUGAAGGAAAUUCUAACAACUAUGGUGAUGCCUAAAUAUUUUAAUCUAACUGGUUUCCUGUUGCUGUGCCAGUACAGUAAUUUACAGUUACAAUAACAAACACACAAGUUGUUAUUCGACUUAACAAUGCAUUUUUUCAUUCGUAGUUUGUUUUUCUUUUUAUACAGAUAUGGGAAUUUAUUGAAGCUGUCAUCGAAACGUUCAACUGGAAGUCAUUUUAAUUUCGCUUCUGUAAUGGAUGAUUAUCACAAUGACUGUUAUAUUACCAUCUCAUCGGACCUCAGUGUUAAAGUCUCGGUGUCAGUAAAUAUUCUGUACACAGCACAAACACACUUAAAAAUCCUACACGAGAUACACGUCUAGAUCCAUUUUAGCGCAGGUGUGUGUGUACAGGUGCGUAUGUAGAAAAAGACUGACAAUGUUGGCAUACCUGAGGUUUUUUGGGUUUUACUUUUUUGGAGUAGCUGUAGCGUUUUUGCCUGCUUAAUCUUCAACUAGUAUAUAAGACAUCGAAGUGUAUUUGAAUAACUAAUCAUCUGUGUACAGUUCAUACACAGGGGCAUUAAAAAAAUUUUUAGGAUACAUCUAUACUAUAAUAUAAUCAAGGAUAUACCGUAUCUCAUCCCUUUUAAGUAGAGCUCAUAUGUAAACCAAAUUUCUUUAAAGACAACACUGCAUGACGAUAAGCUAAUGCUUAUUUUGUUAAAUAAGGAUCAAUUUUUUGUUGUAUUUUAAGAGGUGUGUGAGCGAGUGAGUGUAUGUGUGUGCGAAUGGUAAAGCGAGGUCAGCGUGCAAACAUGUCUCAUGAAUCGACGGAGGAGAGCAGCCUUAAAUUGUCCCUCGAGAAGUUACACAUCAAGCAAAUAUCUGUAUUUUUACAAUUCAGUGAUUAAGACAAAGUCUUACGACUGGCAUUUGAAAGCUUUGAAGGUUCGAAUUUAUGAAUGGCUCAUAGUUAUGCAUUGUAAGUACAAUCCGAUUGAAGGCAACGAAUUGACAUGUAUUUCAACAACUCUCAGGAAAUUCGAGAUUAAGCGUGCGUCUCUGGACCAUUAUCAACAAGCUUUAGUCUGCGCUCCGAUCGAUUCGUCCUCCUCACAAGGCCAUAGUUUGAGAGCCUGUUUUCAUAGCCCUCCCCUUUUAGCAGACACACCGUACGUCUCUGUCUGAAGUGUGAGUGCUUUCUGGUUUCUCAAAGUGAGAGUCACGGACUCAUCCCUUUGCUUCACUGAAACAGCCUUGGAUCUGGAGCGUGAUUGGUGGACUCCAAUCCAUCUAUGCCAAAAUCCGUCCAGGUUUUCCAGUGGUCCUGGAACGACCGGUGCACAUAACUGAAAAAAACUAAACAAAAAAAAGACUAGCCCAGAACCUGCAGUUCAGUGCCUGGAUAUGAGGAAAUUUUGGAACUGGCCUACGCUCCGUCGAACAGGGUUGGAGACUUGAGGGGAAAUUCUCAUCGAGGACGUGAAGAUUGCGUGUUUCCUUUGCCAGGUUUAUAGGCUAAAUAUGCUGUUAUACAGCAGUUUGUAAGUAGUGUACAGUAGGGCUUUACGUGAUACAUAACGGACUGUGUAUAUGAAAUGGUGUGUCUUCUUUUUUUACUGCACGUUUACCAGUUCAACUCGCUUACUGCAAAAUAGAGGGGUCGAGGGGUCGAAAUCCCAUUGUGUCUAAAGCAUUCACUUGAACUUUUUUAUGAGCUAAACACUGAACUCGUGUACUCGCCCGACAUCAGCCAUCUUACUGCUACCCUGUAGAGAAAUGACCACUGAACUUUAACCUGAAAGGCAUGUUGACGGUCUUUAAUCCUGCACCUGAGGAAUUUUUUAUUUUAUUUCUCUGUUUUUAUGCUAUGUGAAAGAGGAGUUUUUGAAGCCCCCUCUCAUGGAGUUUAUUGCAUUUGCUACUAUAAAUAGCAAAUCAAAAAGGGUUUGGAAUGGUUUGACAGAUUUGGUAUGUGACAUGUAAAUGUUUGAUUUUGACAUUAAAACACCUUAAAAUAG